AUGCAACUUGCCAAGGAGUUUUCUAAGGUUAUGCAGGAUGAGUUUGAGAUGAGUAUCAUGGGGGAGUUAAAUUACUUCCUUGGGCUUCAAAUCAAGCAACUUGAUGAAGGAACACUUAUGUGUCAAACCAAAUAUUAUAAUGACUUACUAAAGAGAUUUGGUAUGGAAAAUGCAAAGUCGAUUGACACUCCGAUGCCUACAAAUGGAACUUGGAAAGGAAUGAAAAUGUCGGCUCCUAAGGAAUCUCAUUUAAAAGCCGUAAAACGUAAUCUUAGGUAUCUUCAUGGUACUUCUAAGUAUGGACUUUGGUAUUCUAAGGGAAGCGGUUGUAAUUUGGUUGGAUAUACUGAUUCCGAUUUUGCCGGUUGCAAAUCGGAUAGGAAGAGUAUUAGUGGACCUUGUCACAUGUUUUCAAAUUCCUUAACGCUUAAUAAUCGAGAUGUCCAAGUUGAGAAAGAAAAACCAACCCCUGAAUCCAACCAAGUCUACCUUGAUGGAUGGUUGAAAGAUACUCGAGCUGAGAAAGAAAAAAUCACCUCUAACUCUAACCAAGUUUACCUAGAUGGAUGGUUGAAAGAUACCCGAGUUAAAAAAGAAAAACUCACCCCCGAAUCCAACCAAGUUUACCUUGAUGGAUGGUUGAAAGAUACCCGGGCUGAAAAAACAAAACCUACCCCAAACUCCAACCAAAUUUACCUUGAUGGAUGGUUGAAAGACACUCGAACUGAGAAAGCAAAAUCAGUAUCUAACUCAAACCAAGUUUACCUUGAUGAGUGGCUGAAAGAUACCCGAGCAGAGAAAGAAAAAUUCACCCUUACCUCUAACCAAGUUUACCUUGAUGGAUGGUUGAAAGAUACUUGA
Messenger RNA from Lathyrus oleraceus (garden pea), 861 nucleotides. RefSeq lists its product as uncharacterized. The transcript has 5 exons. The coding region runs from base 1 to 861 and encodes 286 amino acids. The record is from RefSeq and is a predicted model, not a curated record. NCBI's taxonomy places the organism in Eukaryota, Viridiplantae, Streptophyta, Magnoliopsida, Fabales, Fabaceae.